Ciona intestinalis (vase tunicate) is the source of this 1201-nucleotide messenger RNA. The record is from RefSeq and is a predicted model, not a curated record. NCBI's taxonomy places the organism in Eukaryota, Metazoa, Chordata, Ascidiacea, Phlebobranchia, Cionidae.
AUCCAAGAAACGUUAAAGUAGCGACUAUGUGUCAUAAUGACUGUCUGUGACGUAAUAAAAGUAUGGUUCAAGAGCUAGAAGAAUUUACGUCACAGUAUCAAAUAAUAAGACAACGAGUUUUUAUAUCUGCGAUUUUUAUGGAACUUUACAGUUUUUAUGUUGUGUAGUUAGGUCAGCGUAGAUAUUUCUUUGUUUGUUGCUUUAAAUUGCAUUUUACACGUCAACCACUCGUAAAAAUCUUAAGACAAAAACUUUAACGGCAAUCGCAACUUAGUUUACAAGAAAAACGAAUAACGUUUAUAUACAUGAUGUUAGGCAAAGUUUUGAUCCUUUUUCUAACGUGUACUUUAUACACGAAUGCUCUCAUCUGCAACGACGGGUAUAAAGUGUCCAGUAACAAAGCAUGGGUGCUUAAAUAUGUACCGGGCACGCACGCAAAUAGGAAUGUGACUUGCCCGUCGAGUCUAGGAACCCCUGCUUGCAUGAGAGUAGAGGCAACCGGAGCUAAAACUUACUUUUGGCGAUACAAAGCAAGAGGUGCAGGUUCACUGUUCGAAUGUAUUUCCAAACAAGAAUGCGACGGAAUAAACACAAGGUGUGAAUCGAAACUUCGACAAAUUAUCGACGAUGAAAGAUUUGAUAGCGUUAAGAUAAAAACAUGUCGCAUGCAAUGCUGCUACACCGACAACUGUAACAACCUACCGUUAUAAACAACACGAGAUACAAGACAACAAUCACUGAUACAUGCUUAUAUGUUAUAAACAAUUGUUGACCUUUUUGCAUGGUUUGGCUACGUGUAAUAUUGAAACAGUAUUCAAUGCAUGUACGUCGAAAACCUGCUAUAUCCUCACAUAUUGUAUUAACAUUUGUAUACUGCUACUGCAGGCUGCGAAAAACAAUGGCUAUAAUGUACUUUGGUAAUAAUCUGAAAGCUUAUAUAGUAGAAGCCACUUUAAAUAAAGCGCAUGGUUUCUUUCCAUGACGUUUUAAACUGUUUUUAAUCGCAAUAUUAAACUUUUUGCACUAAUCGGUACUACUAAAUGCGGCUAAACUACGGCACUAACAGAUUCUACGGCACUAACAGAUACUUUUUAUGUCGUUGUAUAAGUAUUUGUCUACGUUUUAUAUCGCAUUCUUUUACUACAGUACUUAUACUAACACUUUAUACACACGUGUCGCUAAUACAUCUAUAUCUACACAG